Molecule: messenger RNA, 1589 nt
Organism: Impatiens glandulifera
Lineage: Eukaryota; Viridiplantae; Streptophyta; Magnoliopsida; Ericales; Balsaminaceae
Product: putative kinase-like protein TMKL1
Exons: 2
Coding region: 175-1308 (377 amino acids)
Biological process (GO): protein phosphorylation
Molecular function (GO): ATP binding; protein kinase activity
Source: RefSeq, a predicted model, not a curated record
AAAAAUAAAUUUCCUUAUCUAUCAUCAAUCUUCUUCUCCAUUCAAUUCAUUUAUCAUAGUAUAGUAAGUAACCAGAUUCCAGAAAUCUAGCUUCAAGUUUCCCAUAUCAAAAUCCCAUUCAAGAUUUCCUGUUCUACACUUCAAUGGAAGACAAAUGACGAAGCAAUCCAACCCAUGUUUUAUUCCAAUUUUGAAUUCAACUCAAACCCCAGAUCUCGCUUCUUUCUUCUUCCAUUCUUUCUCUUCAUUUCCACCAUGGAAAACAAAUACAAACUCCUCUUAAUCAUAGCCUUGCCUUUCUUAUUCACCAUAGCCGUUUUCUUUUUCGUGAUCUAUUACUGUUACCUUUGUAGAAGAACCCACAAAACAGUCGAAUCAACAACACCCGAUUUAGAAGAAAAUAGAAAGGGAAAAGAAGAAGAAGAAGAAGUAGAAACAGAGGAUUUGAUGAAAUUUCAAGGAGGAGAAGAUCUAACAUCACAUGAUAUACUUGAAGCUCCUGGAGAGGUUAUUGGAAAAUCAAGCUAUGGGACUUUAUAUGAGGCUAAUUUGAUUAGUACUGAAACUGUUGCUGUCCUGAGAUUUCUCCGGCCGGCGUGCGCCGGUAAGCUUAAAGAGGUUGUGCCAUUGAUUCAGUUUCUGGGUUCAGUUAGACAUCAAAAUUUGGUUCCUCUUCAUGCGUUUUACGCUGGACCAAGAGGAGAGAAGCUAUUGGUUUACCCUUUUUUGGGUAAAGGAAAUCUAGAACAGUUCAUUAGAGAUGGGAAUGGAGAUUUCUACAAAUGGGCAAUCAUACAUAAGAUUUCAAUUGGAAUUGCUAGAGGAAUUGAACAUCUUCAUUGUAGAUUGAAGAAGCCUUUAAUCCAUGGAAAUCUAAAAUCCAAGAAUGUUUUACUAGAUCAAAAUUACCAUCCAUUUGUGUCAGAUUUCGGCCUACAUCUUCUUUUGAAUGAAAUGGCAGGUCAAGAAUUGCUUUCAGAAGGAUACAAAGCACCCGAGCUAAUCAAAAUGAAGAAUGCUAAUGAAUCUACUGACAUCUAUAGCCUUGGUGUGAUCUUUCUUGAAUUAGUCACUAGAAAAGAACCCAAAAAGGAGAAUGAUCAUGAUUUCUAUUUGCCAAACAUCAUGAGAGAUUCCAUAUUGAACCAUCCUAUGGGAAAAAACAUAUACAAUUCCUAUAUCAUUCUUGAGGCCGAAGAUAAGGUUCUUGCUUUCGUUCGAUUGGCUUUGGCUUGUUGUUCUCCUUCGCCAUCUCAUCGGCCUGACAUUAAGCAAGUUCUUGAAAAACUCGAGGAAAUUGUUAGGUAAGAUAAUUGUUGAAUUAUUGGAGUUGAAUAUUGAAAAGGAAUACAAUACUAUGAACAUGAUUCUUUCUACAAGUCUUGGGUAUUUUGUUGGAAUCCAAAACAAACCCACAUUAUGUAGGAUCUGACCAGACACGAUAUAACCGAAAACCAUUGAAAGGAUUCAUCGAAAGAUUUCGAAUCCUAGUAUUCUUCAAACCAUUGUUUCAAGUUUAGUAUAAAAGCUUUAUCUUGUAUUGUAAUUGAGUAUACUAGUUUGCAAUUUGAGGCUUCUUUUUUAUUAUA